Molecule: messenger RNA, 774 nt
Organism: Brassica oleracea var. oleracea
Lineage: Eukaryota; Viridiplantae; Streptophyta; Magnoliopsida; Brassicales; Brassicaceae
Exons: 3
Coding region: 1-774 (257 amino acids)
Molecular function (GO): nucleic acid binding
Source: RefSeq, a predicted model, not a curated record
AUGUUGCUAAGAGAGAAGAGUGAAGCGUUCGAUCGGUUCAAAAAGUUCAAGGAGUACGUGGAGAAUCAAAUGAAGCUACAACUCAAGACUUUUCGCACCGAUAGAGGAGGAGAGUUCACAUAUUCUGAGUUCAUUCGUUUUUGUGAAGAAAACGAUGUAACUAGACAUCUCACCGCAUCGUACACACUAUCAACAAACGUGGACGAAGAACCAGGAUCAUUCAAGCUUCCUCAUAUCGAUUUUACCGAAGAAGGAGAUGGUGAUGAGCAUCAAGAUCACCAACAACACGAAGAGCAAAACAAUAAUGAAGAAGAAGAAGCUGCAGACGCAGAUGAACAAGAGCAAGUAGUAGAGAAUAACGAUGCAAACCAAGACCCGCGUGUAACAUCAAGAUAUGGUCGUAACAUCAGAAAACCAAAGCGUUUCGAUGAUUACAUCCUACUCGCUGAAGUUGAAAGGACUUCACUCAACGUUAUCAAGCAAUUCAAAGAUGAUAUGUCAAGAAGUUUUGAGAUGUCAGACCUCGAGAUGCUUACAUACUAUCUUGGUAUAGAAGUAACACAAGGAGCUGAUGGCAUUCACAUCAAACAAGAAGGAUACACGCAAGGUAUACUUGUCAAGACGAAGAUGGAGUCAUGUAACUAUACUCACGAUCUGAUGCACACGAGUUUGAAAGUAUCAAAGGCAGAGGAGGAGCCUGAGAUUGAUGCAACAUCGUAUCGAAGCAUCAUAGGAUGUUUAAGAGUUCAAGAGAGAGUCAUAGAGAAGCAGUGA